CCAGUUUGCAUACUAACUCUUGUUUCGCAUUCACUUCUAAGGAGGAAUUGAGCAAGACCGUGUACAAUCUAUAAAGCAUGCUAUCUUUCUCUUAGAUCAAUCUUUGGAUUUCAUGAACAAGAAAAACCCAGAGAAAGAUCAGUGUUAUUUGUUAGCUAGGUAGAUUAAUUGUUUUCUGUGAUUUCAUAUAUAUAUAUGAACAUGGGGAGGCCACCUUGCUGUGAAAAAAUUGGAGUUAAGAAAGGACCUUGGACUCCAGAGGAAGAUAUCAUGUUGGUGUCUUACAUUCAAGAACAUGGACCAGGAAAUUGGAGAUCAGUUCCCACUAACACAGGUUUGAUGAGAUGCAGCAAGAGCUGCAGGCUUAGAUGGACUAAUUAUCUUCGACCUGGUAUCAAACGAGGGAAUUUCACCGAGCAUGAGGAGAAGAUCAUAAUCCACCUUCAAGCCCUUUUGGGAAACAGAUGGGCUGCUAUAGCUUCGUAUCUUCCAGAAAGGACAGACAAUGACAUAAAAAAUUAUUGGAAUACCCAUCUGAAGAAGAAGAUGAAACCAAGUGAUCAAAACGAAGAGGGCAUGGAACAAGAGGGACAUUCUUCUUCUUCUUCACAUCCAAAGGGUCAGUGGGAGAGAAGAUUACAAACAGAUAUACAAACGGCAAAACAAGCCUUGUGUGAUGCUUUGUCCCUCCACACGACACCACCAACACAUGUUGUUCCUGAGACAAAGCCUUCAACUUCUCAUCAACCCUACAGCCAUGCCUCAUCUUCAUACGCAUCAAGCUAUGAAAACAUCUCCCGGUUGAUGGAAAACUGGAUGAAAACCCCAAACUCACACGACACAAAUUCGGUAGGGGAUUAUUCCUUCAACAACAUGGUCAAUAUUAAUACACCGAGAUCCAGUUCUAGUGAGGGAGCACAUAGCACCACUAAUACCACGUGUGCACAAGAUCAUGUUUUUGACUUGUUCACCUUCAACUCCUCCACAAACUAUGGUGCUCCCUCUCAGACCCAAGCGCCUCUUACGAUGAUAGAGGAUUGGCUUUUCGAGGACGGGGCUUCUCAGUCUCACGAAGAUCUGAUGAGCAUGUCGCUGGAAGAAAGUACUUCGGGUUUGUUUUAGAAUUUGUUGCUGCUACGCACUAAGGUCCUGCCUUUUUCUUCAUUAGGGUAAGUAAGUCCUCUUCCGAAUUCUUGAGCUCUUGAAAAUGGAAAUUUUUUUCUAAAGCUGUUUUCGUACGAGAAGGUGAUCAAUACCCUCUCUCUCUCUCUCUCUCCACAAACAAGAAUUGUACAUUACUAUUGUACGUCUGUAUCCUUUCUCAAUUUGCAACGUGCGUACCAAUUUAUUAUAUGUAAGAGUUUAAUGUCUGUAUUUUGGACCUUCGUUUACUGUCUGGAAUUCAUCUAGGGUUACAAAUGAAUUUCAGCAUUGUCACCUAUCAUUAUCUAUCAAUGAA
This is a messenger RNA of Vigna unguiculata (cowpea), 1459 nucleotides long. Its product is annotated as myb-related protein 306-like. NCBI's taxonomy places the organism in Eukaryota, Viridiplantae, Streptophyta, Magnoliopsida, Fabales, Fabaceae. The record is from RefSeq and is a predicted model, not a curated record. Gene Ontology annotation, biological process: response to auxin.